Pogona vitticeps (central bearded dragon) is the source of this 1071-nucleotide messenger RNA. The record is from RefSeq and is a predicted model, not a curated record. Lineage: Eukaryota; Metazoa; Chordata; Lepidosauria; Squamata; Agamidae.
AGGCCUAUCUAAUUAAUCAUUCUGUUCUCAGUGUGCUAACCAAAUGCCUUUAAAUCAUAAAACUGGUAUUUCUUUUUGCAGAUCCUGUCCGGAUGUGGUGUUUAUGAUGGUACUGAAAUACAUGAAGCCUCAGCGAUUUUGGUCCAUUUGAGCCGUGGCGGAGCAAGUGUUCAGAUGUAUGCCCCAAAUAGUUUGCAGAUGCAUGUUAUUGACCAUACCAAAGGGCAGCCAGCUGAGGGGGAAUCAAGAAAUGUCCUGAUGGAAUCGGCAAGGAUUGCACGUGGCAAAAUUGUAGAUUUGGCUAAAUUGACUGUAAAUGAUCAUGAUGCUGUCAUAUUUCCUGGAGGCUUCGGAGCUGCCAAAAACCUGUCUACCUUUGCUGUGGAUGGGAAAGACUGUAAAGUUAAUGGAGACAUUGAACGUGUCCUGAAGGAUUUCCACAAAGCAGGGAAACCCAUUGGUCUGUGCUGCAUUUCACCUGUCUUAGCUGCAAAAGUGCUUCCUGGUACUGAAGUUACAGUAGGACAUGAAGAAGAGCAAGGUGGUAAAUGGCCUUAUGCUGGAACUGCUGGGGCCAUUAAAGCACUGGGAGGAAAACAUCAGAUUAAAGAAGUAACAGAAGCCCACGUGGACACAAAGAACAAGGUGGUAACUACACCAGCCUUUAUGUGUGAAACUGAACUGCAUCACAUCUUUGAUGGCAUUGGGGCCAUGGUGAAAAAUGUAUUGAAGCUGACAGGCAAAUGAAGAGGACGGACGCCCAUAAUAGCAGUAACAACAGUUUUUAAAAGGCCUUCAGUCAUGGCAACAUCAGCUUGACCUGGGACUGACUUCUAGGUGUAUGCAAGAUUUUUCCAGACUGACUUGUUUAAUUUCCAAUCCUGGAACAAUUUCGCAAAUGAAAUCAUGAUAUCAUUCUUGUUUCAGCAACACUGUUCUACUUAUCAUUAAAACAGCUGGCAGGUUACACAGCAGACAACCUGUUUACUGUUCUAGAAAUAUUUGCUGCAUAAGAAAUUCUGAUUGAUUAUAACUCCACUGAGCAAUUAAAAUUAGUGGUGUAAACUCUGA